This is a messenger RNA of Aspergillus glaucus CBS 516.65, 1175 nucleotides long. RefSeq names its product hydroxyacyl-thioester dehydratase HTD2. Gene Ontology annotation, cellular component: mitochondrion. The coding region runs from base 54 to 1112 and encodes 352 amino acids. The record is from RefSeq and is a predicted model, not a curated record. The transcript is spliced from 2 exons. Lineage: Eukaryota; Fungi; Ascomycota; Eurotiomycetes; Eurotiales; Aspergillaceae. Gene Ontology annotation, molecular function: (3R)-hydroxyacyl-[acyl-carrier-protein] dehydratase activity.
AUCUUUCCCUCAAUUGACAUCUUAAGCGUAUACAUGAAUACUACACCGUCAACAUGCUCUUCCUAAGACCAACCCUCCGCACCACCCAUCUCCACCGCAAACGGCUCUUUUCCACCCCCCCCGACAAAACCGCGUCGUCUAUCGCAUCUUCAUUCCUCGAUAAACGCUUCAAAUCCCUCGGCCCUCAAACACGCACUCAAAACCUCGACGCAAACCAACUCCAACUCCUCACCCUUACCCUCAACCGCCCUUCCCUCUACCCAAACACCUCGUCCCUCUCAAAUAACACCACCCCGCCCCCGGCCGGAACACCCUUACCACCGGGGUACCAUUUGGUAUACUUCACGCCUGCGUUUCUGGAGAAUGAACUCGGGGCGGAUGGCACAGAUGUUUCAUAUAACCCCACGUCGCCAUUUACGCGACGCAUGUGGGCUGGAGGGGAAGUACAAUGGCCGCGCGGGACAAAAGGAAGAGUGAAUCCGUUACGGGUUGGACAGGAGGUUACAGAGACAACGAGGGUGCUCAGUGUGGAGCCGAAGGUUGUGAAGAAGACGGGGGAGGAGAUGAUUGUUGUUGGUGUUGAGAAGGAGUUUAGGAAUGAGGAGGGGGUUGCUGUUUUGGAUCGACGGAACUGGGUCUUCCGCAAAGCUCUUCCGAUUCCAUCGACAGCAUCUUCGUCAACAACACCGUCAUCACAGCAAUGGACACCACCACAACCCGCCUCAUGCAUAACAACUACAUCCGGCAACACGCACACACGAACCCUCCGUCAAACCCCGGUAACACUCUUCCGAUUCUCCGCACUAACAUUUAAUCCGCACAAGAUCCAUUACUCCGUGCCCUGGGCCCGAGACGUCGAGGGACAUAAAGAUAUUGUGGUCCACGGGCCAUUGAACCUCAUUUCCAUACUGGAUUUGUGGAGGGAUACAAGGUCUCAAAAUACCGAGGCGGAUUUGGAGGCUCUUGUGCCGGAGAGUAUCAAGUAUCGCGCGACGAGUCCGUUGUAUGCGGAGGAUGAGUAUCGGAUUGUGCUGGAGGAGAGUAAUGGGGUUGGGAAUGUGCAGAUAUUGGCGCCGGGGGAUGUGGUUGGUAUGAAGGCUGAAAUCAGCUGAACUUUCAGCUGUUCUGUAGAUAUAUCGUGGUAUUGUAAAUGCAGAAUAAUAUUGGAAUGUUGC